AUGAGCGCGGCGCCGGGUGCCCGCGGCCACGCGUGUAACGUGGGGCCGCCCGCAUCGCCCGUGCGCUCCGUGCUGCGCCACGUGCAGCUGGAGAACCUGGCGGCCGGGCUGAGCGGCGGCGUCGUGUCCACGUUGGUGCUGCCGCUGGACCUGGUGAAGAUCCGCUUCGCAGUGAGUGAUGGAUUGGAGCUGAGGCCAAAAUACAAUGGGAUUCUCCACUGUAUGACCACUGUCUGGAAGCGUGAAGGACUACGAGGCUUGUACCAAGGGGUAACUCCCAACAUGGUGGGAGCAGGAGCUUCCUGGGGACUUUAUUUUUUCUUUUACAAUGCCAUCAAAGCUUAUAAGAAGGAAGGGAAGCUGGAGAGUCUGACUGCAACCGAACACCUGGUGUCAGCUGCAGAGGCGGGAGCCAUGACUCUCUGUAUUACGAACCCAAUAUGGGUAACGAAGACGCGACUUGUAUUACAGUAUGACGCUGGUGUUGAUCCCUCAAAGCGACAGUACGCAGGAAUGUCUGAUGCUCUUAUAAAGAUCUACAAGACAGAGGGCAUACGUGGCUUGUAUAAGGGAUUCGUUCCUGGCCUGUUUGGAACUUCACAUGGAGCACUUCAGUUCAUGGCAUAUGAGGAUUUGAAACAGAGAUACAACAAGUACAGAAACAGAGCGUCAGAUACAAAACUGAACACUGCAGAAUACAUAAUGAUGGCAGCUGUAUCCAAAAUAUUUGCUGUGACAGCAACAUAUCCCUAUCAAGUUGUACGGGCUCGUCUUCAAGAUCAGCAUAAUAGAUACUCUGGUGUGUUAGAUGUGAUCCGCAGGACAUGGAGGAAAGAAGGAAUUCAUGGAUUUUACAAAGGAAUUGUCCCCAAUGUGCUCAGAGUGACUCCUGCGUGCUGCAUUACUUUUGUAGUUUAUGAAAACGUGUCAGGUUUUUUACUUGGUUUUAGAAAAGAAAAUAACUAAAGGUGAAAGUUUCUAUUCAUAAAAAAUAGAUCCUUUAUUUUUUUAUAUUUAUGAUGUGGAAGUUAAGUUGCGAUAGCAGCCUGUCUUGACACUGUGAAUUGAUCUGGUAUUUUGAGGAAAGAAUUCUGAGGUAGCGAAACCCUGCCUACAUCUCUUCUGCUGAGGCUGCCUGUGUUGCUGAGUUCCUCUCCCUCUGAAUCAGCAGCGUCUGCUCCAGACAGAUGUCUGCAACUGUGAAGUAGUGUUAUGACUGGGUGAAGGCAGCUGUGCAGCAUUUCAGCUCAUCCUGGCCUGCCUGGAAUAAUGGACUAAUCUGCUUAACAGGUCUCAAGAUAACAAUUGGUCAGUGUACUACAGAAAACUUCAUAUAAAAGCAGUUCUGGUGUCUGAAGUGUCUGAACUUUCUUAAGUAAGUCUUUAUGUGCGUCUCAUGAAGAAAAUAUGUAGCUGCUUACACCAGUGUCUUUGGAAUCCAUUUCUGUUCUUUGUCAGGUUUUAGGUUAUGGAGUGCUCCAUGUUCCACUGGUCAUCCAACAGAAAAAGUGCAGCCUUGGAGGGGUGUGAUUUGGAAACUCAGAUUGUUCUGUAAAAUGGUCAGCUGCCCAUUCCUGGGUUUGAGUAAUUGCAAAUUGAAAUGCACUUCUUGUCUCAUGCCAAGACAGACUUGCAGUGUGGUUUUUGGCUUCUUUUUAAUACCAGACCAAAGUCUGUUGUGCACAUUGUUGGCAACUUACUUCAUUUGAUUUCUCAUCACCCCACCCUCCCUGGCCACAGCUCCAUUACUGUACAUUGGACUAAAUACCACUUAUUUGAAAGAAGGCUUACUUAAAAAAAAUAAUAAUCCAAGUAAUUCAUUGGCGAUGCAGUUUUAAAGCACCUUUAACAAAGACAGGUCUUUGAGAAGAAAUCUGUAGGUUUUCUAAAAGCUUUGUGCACAGGGCUUUCUUAAAAACAAUGACUUCUCAUUUAGUCUCAGAAGUGACUAAGGCUAUUGCUGACACAACAGCAGGCUGAAUUACAGCACAUUUCAGUAUGUUUGAAUAAGGAUGUUUAUUUUUAUGCCAAUUGUUACUGACAAAGGUAGGCACUAUUUGGAAACUUGGGUUUAUUUGUUGUAGUUCUUCAUUAAGGAAAUAGUCUACUGAGCAUAACGUUUUUUGGGUUUUUUUUAGUUAUAAUUCUAAAAGCAUCUGUUGACAUUUAGAUGAAAAUCAAAAGUUAGCAGAAAUUUACUGUGCAAAUUAACAUAGAGUCUUAAUAGCUGCUUCUUUCUUUUGCCUGGGCGAGGUUUUUACCCGCUGUUCUCAGUUUUCUAGUGUGCAGGGUCCAAAAUAUAUAGUGAAGAUAUGAGAAAAGAAAAAUAGAAGAGUAAUAAAAGUUUUGCAGUUACUUCCCUGGACUGGUUUGUUCCAGACCUAAAUGGGACUGAGAGCCAGGAUAAAUGGAAAGACAGGCCACUGGCACAUACACGAACAGCCACUGUCUGUUGACUGACGUGCAGUAAUUUCACACUAUGGCUUAACUCAUAGUGUCUGUGCUCAGAUACCUUGAAAACUAUCUUCCCACCCCAUGAAACAAUGGCAGUUGUGCAGGGUGCUGGCCUGCAGCAGCAUCACACAUAAGCUUGCAUUGAGGGAAACUUGAAUGCUCUCUUACCUGCAAGUCCAGUCCUCUAACAUUUAAAAGGUGAUGAGCUAGAAAUUUAAGAGAUGCCUGGGGAAAGUUUUAUAACCUGUUCAGAAGAAAAGCUAGGAUUUAGUAUCAAAUAGUUAAAAUUAAUUCAUCUCUCAGCUUUAAUGUUUUUUCUAUGUAGUUUCUGGACAAUGUGUAUUUCUGCAUGUUAUACAUGCUUUUUGUUUUUAUUAUUGCAUUUAUGUAAAAUUGAUUUUGUAAUGUAAACAUGAUUAUAUUUUCCCUUUA
Coturnix japonica (Japanese quail) is the source of this 2886-nucleotide messenger RNA. It is a transcript of the gene SLC25A32, whose product is annotated as solute carrier family 25 member 32. The record is from RefSeq and is a predicted model, not a curated record. Lineage: Eukaryota; Metazoa; Chordata; Aves; Galliformes; Phasianidae. Gene Ontology annotation, biological process: nucleotide transport; transmembrane transport.